CAUUGUGCUACGCUAUCGCCUCCUCCCCCUGCUGCUGAAGCGCUCGGGCAGUGACUAAAUCCCAAGCAAAGGGGAGGGGGACCAUAUAGACAUCCCAAGGGAGGUGCAAGCCCUGCCCCAUGUCUAGGUGAUUGAAUCCCACGUUGCGUCUUGUUUUAUGGUUUCGCAGGGGAAGGGGGGAAAAUCCCAAAUCCAGAUGUGAAUGCUGCCUCAAACAGCCAGCAAGACCCCAGCAGCUACUGGAGUUGAAAGGAGGAUUGUAGUCAGAAAAGGAACGUCCAUCUUGGAAGAGACCAGAUGCGAGAAUCUCAGGCAGAAGAUUUUUGUUCAUGUUUGGGCAUACCCGUAUCCUUUUCCAUCCCCUUUGUGCCAUGCCUAGUAGAACUAUAGCACAAAGGGGUGUCUCAGUCCAGUGUAUCUUGGAGGCAGUGGACUUUGAGUAGCUCCUGUGACAUACUUCCCAAACACCAAUAGGGGAAUGGAAUCGAGAGACUGAGGAGAUAACAGUACUGUGUAAAUGAGUAUGGAAGAUUAUGAUUUUCUGUUCAAAAUUGUUUUAAUUGGCAACGCUGGCGUGGGGAAAACCUGCUUAGUCCGACGCUUCACUCAGGGGCUUUUCCCACCAGGUCAAGGAGCCACUAUCGGAGUUGACUUUAUGAUUAAGACUGUGGAGAUAAAUGGUGAAAAAGUGAAGCUGCAGAUCUGGGACACGGCAGGGCAGGAGAGAUUCCGGUCCAUUACGCAGAGUUAUUAUCGCAGCGCUAAUGCAUUAAUAUUGACCUAUGACAUAACCUGUGAAGAAUCCUUCCGAUGCCUUCCCGAAUGGCUGCGAGAAAUAGAACAGUAUGCCAGCAAUAAGGUCAUAACUGUGCUAGUGGGUAAUAAGAUUGAUUUAGCCGAGAAAAGAGAAGUCUCCAAACAAAGAGGUGAAGAAUUUUCAGAGGCCCAAAACAUGUACUAUCUGGAAACUUCUGCUAAAGAAUCGGAUAACGUGGAAAAACUCUUUCUGGACUUAGCUUGCCGGCUGAUCAGUGAGGCAAGACAGAAUACGCUUGUGAACAAUGUGGCAUCCCCGUUACCAGGAGAGGGGAAAAGUAUCAGCUAUUUGACUUGCUGCAAUUUCAAUUAAGGGCUGGCCCAAGAUCCACCCCAAAUGGGCCAAGAGGUUUUUUGCAGAGAUAUAUCUCAGUGAAGGCAAUUCCUGCCACUUUGACCCAUCUGACUCACACCUAAGUCAGGUUCCCGAUCUUAAAGCAUGGCAGGCUGGCCGCUCCACCUGCAGGUCAACAUAGCAGAAUAUAAUAUGGUUUAAUCUUUUUUGCAGUCUCUGGAGUUGGUUAGCAAAAAUAGUUUGCACAAGGCGCUCAUUCAAAUCCAGAGCAUGGGCUGCUACAUCACUUUCCGUUGGAGACUAGAACAGCCUCCCUGGAUGAUACAGAAGAAUGCAGGAUCUCUUUUGCAGCACGCCUUUAGUCCUUUUGAAAAAAGAUGAACUUUAAGCCUUGGACUAUACAGUACUGGCAUUGUUCCAGGCUGCCAGCCAAAUGAAUGCUUAGGAUGUGUAUAUGCCCACGGCAUCCUGAUGCAGGACUCAAUUGUAUGUUUUGAAUUAGUGUUAUAUCUCUCAUCUGCAGGCACUUUCAUGAACUUGGAAUUAAAAACGUAUAUAUCAACGUUUCCAAACAAACAACAAUUUGAAAAAAGAUAUGGAUACUGGCUUAGUCACUCCGUUUGGUGCUAGCACUCCGGCUGAAUAUUUCAUAGACCAAACCUAGUUUUAUUACAUUACUGUCCUCUGAAUGUGUAACUUAGAGUAAAUAGUGAAAGUAUGCUAAUAAGCACUGUCCAUAAAAUAUCAUUACCUCUUUUUCUCAGCCUGAACAUAGUGGGUAAGGACUGUGCUUCUUUGAUGUCAAUUGUGGGGUGCAAAGACUUUUUUUCUUGAGUCAUAAAAGCUCUGUAAACAGUAAUUUCCUAGUGUAAUGAACUAGCUUUGAGAAUACUGACUGAUGGAGUUCUAAACAGAUCAGAUCUGACCAAAAUAUUGUGUUUGCACUGAUCAUGUAUAAGGGUUCAAAGGCAGAGCACAGUUUUAGAUGGCAGUCCAGUGUGUUUGAGUAAUGAAAGCUUGUAGUUACAGGUCUGUCUUGAGAAGCAAGCAUACAAUUUUGUAUGUUUUUUUUUAAGCUUAAGUGAAAAUGGCAGCAAGUGUUGUUAUGAAUCAUUUUGUGUCUUACUCAUCCAAUGAUCAUCUUAUGAACCUGUACCUUGGAGAAGCAAUUCAAGGUACCAGUUUGGCAUUGACUGUAUUCUAAUAGCUUUUGGAUCCAUGACCAUAGAUUCAUUUAAUUUUCUUGUUACUUUGUACUCUUAAGUCUCAGACACCAAUGUAUGUAUAAUUAUUUGCUUAGGCAAUUUCUUUAUAUAAAACCUCUAAUGUGGAAGCACUAUGGUAUUUGUUAUAUUACACCUCUAGUGCCGUGUUCUAAUAAUACAUUGGACUUUGCACACUGAUGUUAAAGCAAAAUUGGAAAAAGAGGUUGGACGCAUACGUAGAAAAUCAUUCUUAAAUGUUUGGUAUCCGUUUUAUUGACCUGAAUGAGGCUAAAACUCUCGGUAACUUUGUGGCUGUGAUACAUUGUAACUUAGCAUUAAUCAGCUCGAUAUCAUGUAUUAUUUGCUGAAGAUGUUGACUGGCCUUUUGUAUUAACAUGAAAAAAGCUGCCAAUAAGUAAAUAUUGAAAAUAAAAAUGGCCUUUUAAAAUG
Molecule: messenger RNA, 2766 nt
Organism: Caretta caretta (loggerhead turtle)
Lineage: Eukaryota; Metazoa; Chordata; Testudines; Cheloniidae
Gene: RAB30
Product: RAB30, member RAS oncogene family
Biological process (GO): Rab protein signal transduction
Molecular function (GO): GTP binding; GTPase activity
Source: RefSeq, a predicted model, not a curated record